Messenger RNA from Cryptomeria japonica (Japanese cedar), 993 nucleotides. RefSeq names its product L-type lectin-domain containing receptor kinase IX.1-like. The record is from RefSeq and is a predicted model, not a curated record. Gene Ontology annotation, biological process: protein phosphorylation. Lineage: Eukaryota; Viridiplantae; Streptophyta; Pinopsida; Cupressales; Cupressaceae. Gene Ontology annotation, molecular function: protein kinase activity; ATP binding. The coding region runs from base 1 to 993 and encodes 330 amino acids. The transcript has 4 exons. Gene Ontology annotation, cellular component: plasma membrane.
AUGAAGAGAUGGCUGCUCAAUGUGCUGCUAAGUUUUGGUUAUACUGACCUCAGCGCCGCCAAAAACAAUUUCAACGACGAUGAAAAGAUUGGCGGCGGCGGCUUCGGAUGUGUGUACAGAGGCACUUUGCCUGGCACAAAUGAAGCUGAGGCUGUUAAAACAGUAUCUGCGACCUCCAAGCAAGGGAAACAUGAGUACGAAUCAGAAGUGGUUAUAAACAGUAAGCUUACACACCACAAUCUUGUCAGAUUUCUGGGCUGGUACCACCCAAAAGGUGAUUUGCUUCUGGUCUACGAAUUGCUCCCAAAUGGAAAUCUUGACAAAUAUCUAUUUGGGAAGAUGGAGGCUGCUCGGAGAUACAGUAUAGCCUGUGGCAUAGCCUCUGCUCUGGUUUAUCUUCGCGAGGACCGGCAUGAGAGCGUUGUGCACAGAGACGUAAAGGCCAGCAAUGUGAUCAUGCUGGAUGUUGGGCUUGCCAGAGUUCUGAAACGAGAAAAGGGAGGGCAUACUAGGGCGGUAGCAGGAACAAUUGGGUACAUUGUGGGGGGAUCCGUAACAACGGGAAAUGCCACUCGAGAGUCUGACAUGUUUAACUUUGGUGCUCUCGCACUGGAAAUUGCUUGUGGAAGGCGACCGAACAGGAUUCUUGAUGCAGCAGAUGAGAAACUGGGUGGGAAUUUCAUUGCUGAGGAAAUGGAGCGGCUUAUGAAAGUGGGAUUGUUGCAGUGUUCUCAUCCCGGUCCGAAUGGCAGACUGCGUGACAUUGGAUGGUCCAAAGAACAACUGGUCAAUGAACAGAUCAAGAACAACAUUAAGGUUGUGAAGAACACCUUUUCAGCUACCGCGAAUAGGGGCGGUGGCGGCGGACUGGCAGCGCGUGGGCGGAGCGCGGGCUGGGCAUGGGCUGCGCGUGGGCGGCUGGUGGCGCGCAGGCGGCGGGCGGCGCGUGGGCAGGUUACCGCCAAGCUGCGCACUGGUGGCGCGCAGCGGUAA